GCGAGCGACGUAAAUUUGCUGGCCAAAUUUCUGUACACUUGCAAACCAUCAACCGUCACCGUGCUGUUAUUCGACACUGUUUUCUUCACUUUUUGCGUUCCAAGCACGCCUUUUUCAUCAGAAUCACCGUGAUGGUCCACUUGUCGUCUUCGCAACUUUGCCGCGCGUUUCUUUGGUUGUCUAUCGUUGUUGGGACUAUAGCUGCUCCUGUAACAAAUGUAACAGCACUGCGGGAACGACCUGCGAGGGGACAUGUCAAAAAUCUCACACUGGGCAUUAGACGGACUCUGCCAGGCAUACAUGUGCCAGAGUAUGUGGUCAGACAGAAUCAGAAGCCAGUCGCCACGGAGAUUUGGAGGUUAUACUUUGGUAAUGAUGGGCUAUGGGCUCAGACUGUUGAAAAAGAAGGAGAAGAAGGACAUUGGAUAGGGCAGGAGGCUCAACGUAAUGGUCCAAACGACAGAGUCACAAAGAUCGGUCACAUCGACUUCGACUCGCAUAACCUCAAGAAGGACGUAUUACAUAGAUUUAUUGGGUUCAAGGCUGUCUCGAAUUUAGAGUUUAUCAAGCAUGUUUUGGAUACGAUCGGUACGAUGCACGGAGUGAAUGUGAGAAGUGAUUGGGAGAAAUGGAAUGGUUUGUAUCAUGAUAUGGCAGAGGUACAUGGCACCGCAGGGGGUUUCUUGAGCUGUAAGACUUGUCAUUCCAAUUGUUCACCAAUGUUCAAAAACCCCCUGGUUUAGAUAUGCCGAAGGAGAAAGAGAUCACUGCUCCUCAAACUGCCAAGGAGGUCCAAACUCCAGUUCACCUUCUCGAGGUUUGGCAGAUCUUUUUUGGCGAAAACAAGGGCUUUUGGGCUCAGGAUCACCCAAAUGGGAAAUGGUUAGGUGAAGUAGCUCCUGGAAUCUGCAGGGACGCGAUUGUGAUAGGGACAGUUGCCUCUAAAUCGGUCGAAUCCUGGGACAAAGUAUUGAAAAAACUUGUUGGGAUGGAGGCUUCUUCGAACCUGGAUUUCAUUGAUAAUGUCUUGGGUGAUCUGGACACGGAUGAGCAGAAGGAGAAGGGUGUCACUGUGAAACUAAAU
Molecule: messenger RNA, 1084 nt
Organism: Lentinula edodes (shiitake mushroom)
Lineage: Eukaryota; Fungi; Basidiomycota; Agaricomycetes; Agaricales; Omphalotaceae
Exons: 4
Coding region: 132-743 (203 amino acids)
Source: RefSeq, a predicted model, not a curated record